AUGAAGGGUUCAUUAUUGCCCUAUGGGCUUCAAAUGCUAGUGAGUAGUAUCCUAGCGGUUGCUGUUCCUACGGCCGUGGAUACGACAAACAAUGUUACCUACAAGGGACUCUACCGCAACAGAAUCGAGGUCUUUUUAAACAUCCCGUAUGGACAGGACACAGGUGGUGAGAAUCGUUUCAAGCCUCCAAUGCUACACACCCCUGAACCUGGCAGUGAGGUAAUUGCACAAUCGUACGGACCCUCAUGCCCGCAGCCGCUUGGGGACGAGCUCGGCGCACCGCUCGUCCUCGGGAAUGUGACGGACACCUCGGAAGACUGCCUCAAUCUGAACGUGGCGAGGCCGCAAGGGACUCGCACCGGGGACAAGCUACCCGUCAUGGUCUGGAUACACGGCGGGAGCUUCUGGUCAGGGCAAAACAGCGAGAUCACAGUAGAGCCUGACGGCUUGAUACUGGAGUCUGUUGAGAACGGGCUGCCCAUCGUCCACGUGGCUUUGAACUACCGUCUGGGCGUCUUUGGCUUUGCGCGGUCUGCGGCGCUUGAGUCUGAAGGCUCAGAGAAUGCUGGGUUGAAGGACCAGAGACUUGCGAUCGAAUGGGUGCGUGACAACAUAGAGUAUUUUGGGGGCGACCCGAAGAAGAUCACCGUCUCUGGCCAGUCAACUGGAGGGUUGUCCGUGGGAAUGCAGAUUGUGGCAUACGGUGGUAGCAAGCCCAUUUCAUUUCAACAGGCCAUCUGCGAAAGCCAGGCUCUCGAGCCCGGCAUCACCGGAAACUUCACAGUCGACGCCAUGCAGCUUCUUGUCGACUACCUGGGCUGCAAUACCACGAGCCUAGAUUCCGAGCAGACCGUGGCUUGUCUAAGAGGCUUCGACAAAGAUGCCCUCAUGGACGCCUCGCUAGCCACGUACAUCGGCGACACUGCACAUAACAUCGGCGACAUCUGGCUCCCGGUCGUUGACGGCGACUUCCUACCCGCCGCCCCAUCCGAGCUCAUCAGACAAGGCAGGUUCGCCAACGUGACGACGAUGAUAGGCUGGGCAGACAACGACGUCUCUUACCUCACCGAGCCGAGCAUCCAGACCGCCAACGACACGCGCGCCUUCUUCCAGGCCUACGCUCCCGCCAUGACGGACGCCAACGUGGACAAGUUGCUCGCGCUGUACCCGGUGUCCGAUUUCCAGGCCAACGCCGACGCCGACCUGUCGGCCGAGUUCUACCGCGCCGCCAGGGUAUUUCGAGAUAUCAUGAUGACGUGCCCGCCGCUGUGGUACGGCGAGCACAUGGCCGCGAGCGGCAGCGACGUGUACCACUACGCCUGGAACCAGUCGCUCCUGGACCCAAUCCUGGGUUUCGUCGGCUACCCCGGGCUCGGCGUCGUACACACCUCCGAGCUCGCCUACGUCUUUGGCAACCUGUCGCACUACGACGUCCACGGGUACCCGUUCGCGCCGGACGAGUCGGACCACGCCCUGCUUCGCCGGGGGUCAAGGUCGUGGUCUUCGUUUGUGAGCACCGGGAGGCCCAGCCUGGAGGGGCUGGAGACGUUCCAGGGGUUUGAGCCUGCGUUUAAGGAGCCUGGCCAGACGUACAUCUUUGUGGCUGGCGGGCCGGAUGAGGGCCUCUCUGCUGUUGAUGGCUCCGGGGCGUCACCGGCCUUGGCAAGCCAGAGGUUGAGAGAGCGGUGUGAGUUUAUUAACUCGCCGGACUUGAUUGAGCAACUGAGGUUUUAG
This is a messenger RNA of Diaporthe amygdali, 1734 nucleotides long. RefSeq names its product carboxylesterase family protein. Bases 1 to 1734 code for a protein of 577 amino acids. The record is from RefSeq and is a predicted model, not a curated record. The transcript has 2 exons. NCBI's taxonomy places the organism in Eukaryota, Fungi, Ascomycota, Sordariomycetes, Diaporthales, Diaporthaceae.